Messenger RNA from Mytilus trossulus (common blue mussel), 6950 nucleotides. RefSeq lists its product as uncharacterized. The coding region runs from base 1 to 3231 and encodes 1076 amino acids. Gene Ontology annotation, biological process: signal transduction. Gene Ontology annotation, molecular function: protein binding. NCBI's taxonomy places the organism in Eukaryota, Metazoa, Mollusca, Bivalvia, Mytilida, Mytilidae. The transcript has 14 exons. The record is from RefSeq and is a predicted model, not a curated record.
AUGUCAGUUGUAUUAUUCCAGGUUAAUGGAUUGACAGCAUUAAUGUGGGCUGCCAGGUUUGGACAUGUGGAAGUGUGUCGACUUCUCCUGGAGAACAGAUGUAAAAAAGAUAUCAGAGAUAGAGAUGGACAGACAGCAUUAAUGUGUGCUGCCAGUGAAGGACAUGUGGAAGUUUGUCGACUUCUCCUGGAGAACAGAUGUAAAACAGAUAUCACAGAUAGAGAUGGACAAACCGCUUUACAUCUGGCUGCUAAGUGGGGACGUCUACAGACCACAAGAUAUCUCGUAGAACAAGCUAGUAUCAGUCCCUUGGUCAAAACACAUCAGGGUGAGACUCCGUAUGAUCUCGCAGCAGCAGAAUUCUGGCCAAAUAAAGAAGUGAUGGAAUACUUACAGACUGCUGUUCUAAGGACGCAAGAGUCUUCUAUGUUUGGCAGAGGAAGCUACGAAUCAUUUGACAUGCGCUGCAUGGUAACCGGCCAGUUCGCUACUGGGAAAUCAAGCCUAGUCAAGCUUUUAGUUGGAGAUAAUGUUCCAGAAGGGCGAUAUGCGACUGAUGGCAUUUCCCUCGUUGAAGGUCGCUGUGGACUCGAUAUUGAGACCAGAAGUUGGAUUAUGAUAGAUCCAGCAACCUAUAAUGCCUUGGAUGUGGUGUACAAUAAAGUGUUAAUGACCUCGAUAGAAGAAGAUGAGAGUCAACGUCAAACAAAAACACCAGAAAAACAGGAAUCAGUUGCAAAACCUGCUGAUAGUCAAAAUAAAGAAGAUACUAAUUAUCAGAAGUCAGAUGCUUCCGAGUCACCAUCUUUUCCUGUUAACCUAUCAGAUGGACCUUCUUCACAGCCACAAGCAGCUCAAUCUGUGUCCCCACAAACAUCAUCUAGUGAGUCUAAAACACAGCAAAUGAAGAAGAAAAUAAAAACAAAAAUGACCAAAAAGGAAAUAAGAAAAAGAAUGGAGAAAGUCCUAAAAACUGGUAAAUAUAAGAUGAAAGUUGGCAGACUCAUCUUCUGGGACUUUGGUGGACAGUAUGUCUAUUAUACAACACACCAGACAUUCAUGACUUACAGAGCUUUGUUUCUAGUAGUAUUUGAUGGAAGCAAAAGAUUGAAUGAAGUAAUCCCUGAUGUACUGUGUUUUCCAGGACAGCACAUGAACCCAACCCCAGCAGUCUUUUUACUGCACUGGGUAAACUCAAUCCUGACCUAUUGUAAGGUGGUGUAUCCUGGUAUCCCUAAGAUAUUGUUUGUUGCCACCCAUAAGGACAAGGUACCAGUGGAGGAUGUGGAAACCAGACGUGCACUAUUGCACAGCGAAGUACAGGAAUUAUUUAAGGACCACGAGGGACGAAAUCAUCUUGUCCUUGACAAACAGAUAUUUGUCAAUGCAACUGAUAAAAAUGAUCAAGAAAUUGAAUCACUGAAGAGAGCCAUCACAGAGCUUACUUUCGAUCAUCCUUGUUGGGGAGAGAAAAUGCCUAACGCUUGUAUUCCCCUUGAACUUGAGAUUGCUGAAAUGGUAGCUGCAGGAAAGCAAAUCUUGUCAUUGGUAGAACUUGAAGAAUUGAAUUCAAUCAGCAAGGUGUCCGUCCUGGAUUUAGAACAACUUCAUGACUUCUUACACUUCCAACAUUCCCUUGGCAAGAUUAUCUACUUUGAUACCCUUCAGCUCAGGAAUUAUGUAAUAAUUAACCCACUUUUCAUGGUGGAGGUUAUGAGAUCAUUUGUGACAGACAUAGGGUUUUGGCCAAAGAAAAGAAGAAUGCAAGUAAUUUUCAGUAGAAUGUCAGAAACUGGUAUCAUACGCAGAGAAGACCUUUAUCAGAUUUGGGAACAAAAGGACUUCCGUCCAAUUUUACGAUACAAAGAGUUUAUAUUCAAUAUCCUCAUUCAUUUGGAUAUUCUGGCAGAGCAACGGAGAUAUGACACAGCAACUGGAAGUCGGUUACCAGUAGAGAACUUCUUUGUUCCCUGUAUGGUCACACAAAGAAAUACCACCAGCUUCAUGAACACAGAAUGUACACCAGAGAAAGCUAUAUGUUUGGCCUUUGUUUUUAAAGGAACUGUCAUACCACCAGCUUUGCCCAAUCGUCUGAUCAGUGCAUGUCUGAGCAUGUGGACUUUGAAGCAGUAUGAAGGGAGAAAACUCCUCUUUUCAGGAUUCAUUUUAGUCUCAUUUGACAAGGCACAUGAUAUUUUAGUAUGUGUUGAAGGCAACAAAAUUCUUCUGUACAUAGUCCAUAAAACAGCCGCUGGACUGAUAGUACCAGAUAUAGCUACUGGAGUUAAGGAAUGUUUGGUUACAACAAUGGAGAGAAUAUCAGAUUUUUAUCAGUCCACAAUCAAUGUGAAACGCAGCCAACAAUCACCUUUCCAUAUUGAAUAUUCAUGUUCAAAUCUGAAAUGCCUCAUCAGUGAAGAAGAAGCUUUGCAGACCAACGAAUGGGUUUGUGAUGAACAUAAACAAACACACAGAGCAGGACACUUCGCUGUUUGGAAUCAAGAUAAGGAAAAAGAACAAAAACAGUGUGAACAGAACUGUCAAGGUUUACGAGAUGAUGCUUUGAAUCAAAUUCCAAGUGAUGUUGAGCUUCAACGAUUCUCAUUAGGUUGUGACGAAUCCACAAUACAAACAUUGGCCAUACAUCUUGGUAUGACUUUGAAAGAAUGGGAGAAACUCGUAACUGAUUAUCGUUGGAUUGAUAUUGUUAAGUAUAGAAUACUGGUCAACUGGCGGGAAAAAAACUCAGGAAGAUUCCGCAACCUAGCAAAAGCUUUAACAGAUAUGGAUGUAUCGACUCAUACCCUUUGUCAGGUUAAAAGAAUAAGAAAAGGAGAGUAUGAUAUCAGCGAGGAAUACAUGGAUUUAAUUCCAACCGAUGAAAUACUAGAUGAACUGGCACAAGUAAUAGGAGUUGUAUCCUUCCAACUGGGUAUAGAAUUAGAAUUGCCAAUAACAUCAUUAGAUAUUAUACAGUAUAACAAUGAUCGGAAUUUAGUGGCACAAUGUAAAGACAUUUUAUAUGAAUGGAGAGAGCAGGGAGUCAGGUCAACCAUAGGUGUUCUCGUCAAAGCUUUGGUAAAUGUUGGGAGAGGUACUAAGUGUUUGGAGGAGAUCAUCAAAAGUAAAGGAGUGAAGAAAUAUAUUCCACAAGAAAAGGUUGAAGAGGAGAAACAAGGAAAGUUAAAGACACUAAUGAAAAAAAUGAAUCCUUUUCAGAAGAAGAAAUAGUACUAAAACUAUUCAGUCAAUAUGAUUUAAUAUUGAUGUAUGUCAUACCGUUGCAUGUUCAUGUGUGUUGUUUCAGGGAACAAUUGUUAUCGUUUUUGGUGGGGUCUUAAUGUAAAUAAUGUUAACAUUCAUCAGCACAAAAUCAAGAAACAAAACAUGGUUAUUAAGCAUGUUAAGAAAGUACAUAGCAAAUUUACAUAUUACAGUUGUGUAGCAUUAUAAAUUCAGGAUAGCGACACAGGCUCAUUAGCUCCCCUAGUUCAUAUAAAUAUCAAAAAUAAUAAAAGAAAUAUAACAUUGUUAACAAGACUGUACAUAGAGAAUUCAUAUAACAAUAGUGUAGCAUGUAAAUCCAGGUGAGCCCAAGUUUCUCCACAGGUUUAUAUGAGUUCAUGUCACCUAUAGAGCUGUUCAUCCACAGGCUUGAUGGAGUUCAUAUUACUUGUGGAACAGUUAGUUCUGACACAGGAAAAAGGGAGUUCAUAUAACUUAUGGAACAGCUUCAGUUUUAUGGAGUUCAUGUCACAUGCGUGUUGAGCAGUUAGUUCCUCCAGAGGUUUAAAGAAAUUCAUGUCAACAGUUGAACAGCUAGUUCAUCUUCUAAUUUAAGGGAAUUCAUUUCAUUAGUGGAAUAACUGGUUUCUCCUCGGAUCUUAGGGAGUUCAUGUCACAAGUUUAGCAGUUAGUUUCUCUGCAGGUUUAAUGGAUUUUAUGUCAAAAGCUAAGCAGAUAGUUCCUCCACAGAUUUAGGGAGUUCAUAUCACUAGUGGAGCAGCUGGUUCCUUCACAGGUUUAAUGAAGUUCCUGUUCCAAAUGGAGCAUCUAGUUUCUCUACUGGUUUUAGGGAGUUCCAUAGCUGUGAACCUCUGAAUUUGAAAAUGAUCAUAACGCGUAUGAACUUUUUCGGUCCAAUUUUAUUAUUCAGUUCACGUCACUUAUGGGGCAGCUGGUUCCGCCAAUGGUUUUAGGAAGUUCAUGCACUAGUGAAGCAGCUAAUUCCUCCAAAGGUUUUGGGUAGUUAAUGUCACUAGUGAAGCAGCUAGUUCCUCCACAUGUUUAACGGAUUUCCUGUCACAAGUAGAGCAGAUAGUUUGUCCACUGGUUUAAGAGAAUUCAUGUUACAAGUGCAGCAGCUACUUCCUCUUGAUUUAAAACUGUGCAUGUCCUUAGUGCAGCAGCUUGUUCCUCCACAGGGUUAACAGAUUUUCUGUCACAAGUUGAGCAGCUAGUUACUCCUUUGAUUUAAUGGAGGUCAUGUCACUUGUGGAGCAGCUAGUUCUUCAACUGGUUUAAGGGAGUACAUGUCAAUAUGCGAUCGGCUAGUUCAUCCACAGGUUUAAGGGAGUGCAUACUGCUAGUGGUGCAGCUAGUUCCUCAACUUGUUUUAGGGAGUUUAUGUCACUAGAGGAGGAGCAAGUUUCUCAUUUGAUUUAAAAAGUUCUUGCCCAUAGAGAAGCAGCUAGUUUCUCCACAAGUUUAGUUGUGUUUAUGUCAAAAGUGGGACAGCUUGUUCAUCUGCUGUUUUGAGGGAGUACAUGUUAAGAGUGUGGCAACUGGUAUCUCCUAUGCACUUAGGGAGUCCAUGUCACUUGUGGAAGAGCUAGUUAUUUCUCGUAAUUUAGGGAGUUCAUAUCACUUGUAGAGCAGCUAGUUACUCCUCUGAUUUCAGUGAGAUGAUCUCACUUGUGGAGCAGCUAGUUACUCCUCUGAUUUUAGGGAGUCCAUGUCACUUGUGGAGCAGCUAGUUACUUCUCUGGUUUUAGAGAAUCCAUGUCACUUGUGGAAUAACUAAAUACUCCUCUGAUUUUAAGGAGAUCAUAUCACUUGUGGUGCAGCUAGUUACUCCUCUGAUUUUUUGUGAAUCCAUGUCACUUGUCAAGCAACUAGUUACUCUUCUAAUUUUAGGGAGUUCAUAUCACUUGUGGAGCAGCAAUCUACUUCUCUGAUUUUAGGGAGUUCAUUUUACUUGUGGAGCAGCUAGUUCCACCUCUGGUUUAAGGGAGAUCAUGUCACUUUUGGAGCAGCUAGUUACUCCUCUGAUUUUUGGGAGUCCAUGUCACUUGUGGAGCAGCUAGUUACUUCUCUGAUUUUAGAGAAUCCAUAUCACUUGUGGAGCAGCUAGUUACUCCUCUGAUUUUUUUGUGAAUCCAUGUCACUUGUCAAGCAACUAGUUACUCUUCUAAUUUUAGGGAGUUCAUAUCACUUGUUGAGCAGCUAGUUACUCCUCUGAUUUUUGGGAGUCCAUGUCACUUGUGGAGCAGCUAGUUACUUCUCUGAUUUUAGAGAAUCCAUGUCACUUGUGGAAUAACUAAAUACUCCUCUGAUUUUAAGGAGAUCAUAUCACUUGUGGAGCAGCUAGUUACUCCUCUGAUUUUUUGUGAAUCCAUGUCACUUGUCAAGCAACUAGUUACUCUUCUAAUUUUAGGGAGUUCAUAUCUCUUGUGGAGCAGCAAUCUACUUCUCUGAUUUUAGAGAGUUCAUUUUACUUGUGGAGCAGCUAGUUCCACCUCUGGUUUAAGGGAGAUCAUGUCACUUGUGAAGCAGCUAGUUACUCCUCUAAUUAAAGGGAGUUGAUAUCAAUUGCGGAGAAUAUAAUUACAUAUCUGAUUUUAAGGAGAUCAUAUCCUGGUAGAGCAGCUAGUUUCUCCUCUGAAUUUAGAGAGAUAAUAUCACUUGUGUAGCAGCUAGUUACUCCUCUGAUUUUAGAAAGAUCAUAUCACUUUUGGAGCAGCUAGUUACUCCUCUGAUUUUAGGGAGAUCAUGUCCUGGUGGAGCAGCUAUUUACUCCUCUGAUUAUUUGGGAAUCUAUGUCUCUUGUCGUGCAUCUAGUUACUCUUCUGAUUUUAGGGAGUUCAUAUCACUUGUGGAGCAGUAAGUUACUUUCUGAUUUUAGGGAGUUCAUUUUACUUGUGGAGAAGCUAGUUACUCCUCUGAUUUUAAGGAGAUCAUAUCACUUGUGGAGCAGCUAGUUACUCCUCUGAUUUUUUGUGAAUCCAUGUCACUUGUCAAGCAACUAGUUACUCUUCUAAUUUUAGGGAGUUCAUAUCUCUUGUGGAGCAGCAAUCUACUUCUCUGAUUUUAGAGAGUUCAUUUUACUUGUGGAGCAGCUAGUUCCACCUCUGGUUUAAGGGAGAUCAUGUCACUUGUGAAGCAGCUAGUUACUCCUCUAAUUAAAGGGAGUUGAUAUCAAUUGCGGAGAAUAUAAUUACAUAUCUGAUUUUAAGGAGAUCAUAUCCUGGUAGAGCAGCUAGUUUCUCCUCUGAAUUUAGAGAGAUAAUAUCACUUGUGUAGCAGCUAGUUACUCCUCUGAUUUUAGAAAGAUCAUAUCACUUUUGGAGCAGCUAGUUACUCCUCUGAUUUUAGGGAGAUCAUGUCCUGGUGGAGCAGCUAUUUACUCCUCUGAUUAUUUGGGAAUCUAUGUCUCUUGUCGUGCAUCUAGUUACUCUUCUGAUUUUAGGGAGUUCAUAUCACUUGUGGAGCAGUAAGUUACUUUCUGAUUUUAGGGAGUUCAUUUUACUUGUGGAGAAGCUAGUUACUCCUCUGAUUUAAGGGAGAUCAUGUCACUUGUGGAGAAGCUAGUUCCUGCUGAAUCCGGGUCCGUUCGCGCCCAUUCACGUUCGCACCCACUCAUGUUCGUCCCUUUUCAUUUUCGCACCCCACAUGUUCGCACCCAAAGUCCGUUCGCACCGUACAUGUUCGCGCCCAAUUUAAUUUUUAAU